Molecule: messenger RNA, 950 nt
Organism: Equus quagga
Lineage: Eukaryota; Metazoa; Chordata; Mammalia; Perissodactyla; Equidae
Gene: MPC1
Product: mitochondrial pyruvate carrier 1
Exons: 5
Coding region: 103-447 (114 amino acids)
Biological process (GO): pyruvate import into mitochondria
Cellular component (GO): mitochondrial inner membrane
Source: RefSeq, a predicted model, not a curated record
CGCGGGCGGGCGCGCUGUCCGCGGUCUCCGCUGUGCCGGGUGUCAUUGGGCUCCGAGGCGCGGCGGCGAGGGCACCGCGGGCGGUGUGUGUCCGGCUCGGCCAUGGCGGGCGCGUUGGUGCGGAAGGCGGCGGACUAUGUUCGGAGCAAGGACUUCCGGGACUACCUCAUGAGUACGCACUUCUGGGGCCCAGUAGCGAACUGGGGUCUUCCCAUUGCCGCCAUCAAUGACAUGAAAAAGUCUCCAGAGAUUAUCAGUGGGCGGAUGACAUUUGCGCUCUGCUGUUACUCCUUGACCUUCAUGAGAUUUGCCUACAAGGUGCAGCCUCGGAACUGGCUUCUGUUUGCAUGCCACGCCACCAACGAAGUAGCCCAGCUCAUCCAGGGAGGACGGCUGAUCAAACACGAGAUGACUAAAAGGCCCCAGCAGGGCGGCAGUGGGAAAUGAGGAGCAGCUCUUUGAAGGGGUGGCGUUGCCAGCUGCUGCUGCUGAGUCACAGAUCCCGCCACCACGACCGGUCCUGUGAAGGAAAAUAGGCUGAAUGCUAUUUUUAUUAACCAGACUCUUUUUAUAGAACUAGCAGAGAGUCUUUAACCCAGCUCUCUGCUGCCUUACAAAUAUGGAAUAUUAUAUUUCUCUUCAUAAAGGGUAGCUGAAAAUAUGCAAUCAAUUUAAUAAUUCCCCAUGAUGGUUUUAUCUGCAGUAAUAUGUAUAUUAUCUAUUAGAAUUUACUUAAUGAAAAACAGAAGAGAACAAAAUUUGUAACUAUUAGCAUUUAAGUACUCAGAAUUCUUGACUUUUUCUUUAAUGACCAUGAGACAACCAACAGCUGGCCACAUAAUUAAAAUCUCAUUGCCAGUGUUUGAAAAAGUAUCUGUAUUUCCAUGCAGUGUGUUUAUUGAAAUGCUGUCAUUUAAUGGCAAUAAAUGAUUUAAAUAUUUGUCAAAUAA